This is a messenger RNA of Zeugodacus cucurbitae (melon fly), 1288 nucleotides long. Its product is annotated as D-aspartate oxidase-like. The record is from RefSeq and is a predicted model, not a curated record. Lineage: Eukaryota; Metazoa; Arthropoda; Insecta; Diptera; Tephritidae. Bases 139 to 1149 code for a protein of 336 amino acids. The transcript has 5 exons. Gene Ontology annotation, molecular function: FAD binding; D-amino-acid oxidase activity.
GAUAUUUAUUUCACGAACAGUUGGUGAUCAUCAGUGAAGUCGCUAGCAUUUGGGUGUGGUGAACGUAGAUCUCAUAUUUUUCGUAUUUUUAUUUUUGUGUUGGAGUGAUUUCAAUUGUGAUAAGUGCAAGUAGUGAAUAUGCAUUUCGGCAUCUUGGGCAGUGGUGUUGUGGGUCUGACGACCGCUUUGGAAUUGCAGCAGAAUUAUCCAAAUGCGCAGAUCACAAUACUUGCCGAUCGUUUCAAUGAGGACACAACCAGUUAUGUAGCAGCGGGCAUCUUCAGACCCGGAACAAGUUUUGCGGGCCCCACCAGGGAGAUUACACAACAAUGGAUUACGGACGCCUUCCACUAUUGGGAUGAUAUACGUCGCUCCAAGGAGGCACCGCUUGCUGGUGUUUGCCAGCUGUCGGGCUACAUUUACUCGUCAACUUCACCGAAGAUCGUGCGGAACCACUUUGUCGAGCAGCUAUUGCCGGUUUACCGUCAAGCCACCGAAGAGGAAUUGAAGCUUUGCCAGGGUGAUUGGAAAUAUGGUUCAUUCUUUACAACUUGCCUCACCGAAUGCCGACUCUUUCUGCCAUACGCAACGAAGAAAUUCAUUGCAGCUGGAGGUCAAGUGACGCGCCAAAGUGUCAACUCCUUUUCGGAAGUCUCACAGCAAAACUUCGAUGUGAUCUUCAAUUGCACCGGUUUGGGUGCCAAAGAACUGUGCAAUGAUGCACAACUCGUACCGAUGCGCGGACAGGUUGUGAAAGUGCGCGCACCAUGGGUCAAGCUGGCUUUCUAUGGUGACUAUGACACUUACAUUUUGCCUGGAUUCGAGGCUGUUACACUCGGCGGUUGCCGUCAAUAUGACAGCUACAAUUUGAAUGUCUGCAAAUACGAUUCGAUGGCCAUUAAGGAGCGUUGCUAUGGCAUGCUGCCGAGCUUGAAGCGCGCCGAGGUGGUGCGUGAAGCUGUUGGAUUGCGACCACAUCGUGCUGUGGUGCGUGUGGAAAGCGAAAUCCUACGUUUGGCUGACGGACGCUCUCAGAAGGUGGUGCAUAAUUACGGACAUAGCGGUUAUGGUGUAACUACCUCUCCCGGUACCGCGAAGUAUGCUGUUAAAAUCGCUCGCGAUCUUUUGGCUGGUAACAGUAAAUUGUAACGGUUUAACUGAAAGUGUUUACUUCAUAUGUGUACAUGUAUGUAGAUGUCUUGGAAGUUGAAAAAAUAUGUACAUAUAUAUUAAUCUGUAUAAAAACUUUUAUAUGUAAAUAAAUUGCUAAAUUUUAAAAUUUUUUAAA